Molecule: messenger RNA, 255 nt
Organism: Peronospora matthiolae
Lineage: Eukaryota; Oomycota; Peronosporomycetes; Peronosporales; Peronosporaceae
Source: the annotation of a GenBank genome assembly
AUGAUGGUAAUCAAAGUGCUGUACUUUGCGUCAGCGAGGGAAGACAUCGGUCUGCGUGAGGAGAGGCUACAGCUACCGGACGAGAGCAACAUCACGCUGGCGUCACUGCGCCGGCUGCUGCUGGACAAGUACCCGCACGCCACGUCGACCAUUGAAAGCAUCACGUUUGCGCUCAACCUCGAGUACUCUGACGACGACGUGGCACUGACGGAUGGAGACGAAGUGGCACUCAUCCCUCCCAUUAGCGGCGGAUAA